AUGGAGCCUAGUGACGCCGAUCCUCCCGGUGCUGUUUUCCAGAACGAACCGCUGCUUUGCCCAGAAAUUAGCUCCCAUACGGACACCGAGCUUGUCAGCCUGCCCUCCGAUGACGAGAACAAGUCUGAGGCGGACGACACAGACGAUGAUAAUAUGCAGGACGUUGCCAUCGCCGUCUCGCACACCCGUCUCACCCAAAAGAGCGGGUCGUCCGGACCGUGCAGACCUCAUGGCCGCUUUCGUCAGGCGGUCCUGAACUUCGCAGAACCUCCAUCGCUCCCGAAGAAACGCCCACGGUGCCAACAACCCGCGCCAACAAAAGAGGAUCUCGAGAAGCUUGACAAGGAGAUCGAGGCAGUCGCGGAGAAGUCGGCGUGCAAGAACCACGACGCAUCCAAGGUGCAUCUCCAGGCCAUGGAAGCCGAGCGCCUUUCCCAAGGGACCGAGGUGAGGCAACGAAGCCUCAUGGACAUGCUGAGCAAGUAUCCAAUGAUGGCUAGGGUCAUCAAGUGCAUGCAGGCGGCCCAGUGGUGUGCACGGUUCGAUGCGCCGAUUGCUCUCUACCCGCCUAUGGUGCGCUUCAUGGCGGAGCAAGGCUGCCCCGACAUGGUCAAUGACGAAGCAUACGGACGCUACUAUUCAAAGUACUAUAGGUACGCGUUUGGCGAGUUCAUCGAGGCCCUCGCGCAACACUUGACGGACCGGCAGCUGCAGGACGCCAAGGCAUCCGCGUGGUAUGUACUCUCUUUUGACGAGUCCAUUGAUCGCGCGCGAGGCAAACAUCUGAUCAUGUACAUUACAUUCGAGAGAACCGAGGAGGUCGUCACACAGUUUUUCGGGCAUCUCACACUCGACCGCUGUAAUGCCGUCUCGAUUUAUGAGGCGAUCCUCGCCUUCCUUCACCGGAAGGACAUGUCCCUUGACAUGCUCGUUGGCGUGGCCACGGACGGGGCAUCCGUGAUGACCGGGUCAAAGGGAGGAGUUGUGGCUCUUCUCAGGAAGAGGUGCCCUUGGCUGGUGGCGGUCCACUGCGUGGCGCAUCGGUAA
This is a messenger RNA of Closterium sp. Yama58-4, 1047 nucleotides long. The record is from the annotation of a GenBank genome assembly. NCBI's taxonomy places the organism in Eukaryota, Viridiplantae, Streptophyta, Zygnematophyceae, Desmidiales, Closteriaceae.